AACAAGAGAGGCCCCAAAUCUGAGGCAGACCACAGGCCCGCAGAUUGAGGAAGGUGAGUUUCGACUGGAAUCGUAAAACCCUACCCUGCCCUACCGGCGCAACUCCAUCCACCCCCCAUGGCUUCCACGGCGACCAAGAAGAGGAAGGUGGACCAAGAGGACGAGCUCCUCCUGCCUCCCGAUGCCCACCACCAGGCCGUUGUAUACACACCCGCCCCUCCCUCCGACGACGAGGACAGCAGCGACGAGGAAGAUGAUGUCAUGAAUCUCCUCGAACCGCUCUCCAGGGAACAGCUUAUCGGCCUGCUCCGCUCCGCCGCUGCCUCCGACCCAGCCACCCUCUCCGAGAUCCGCCGCGUCGCCGACAUCGACCCCGCCCACCGCAAGCUCUUCGUCCACGGCCUCGGCUGGGAAACCACUGGGGAGGGACUCCGCGCCGCCUUCGCCAGCUAUGGAGACAUUGAUGACUGCCGCGUUAUCUUCGACAAGGGCAACGGCCGAUCCAAGGGGUAUGGCUUCGUUCUCUUCCGCCACCGCAGCUCUGCUCGCCGUGCCCUCCGCCGCAGCCAAAAGCUCAUCGACAAUCGCAUGACCUCCUGUCAGCUCGCAUCCUCUGGCCCUGGCCCCUCCGCUCAUCACGGUCAUCAAAACAACGUGGUCGUGCAGCAACCUAAAAACCCUAAUCCUGGCCUUGGUGCUGGCCAUCAGGAUAACUUAUCUAGGAAAAUCUACGUAGGGAACGUUCACCCAGAUAUAGACGGUGGUCGCCUCCUCAGUUUCUUCUCCCAGUACGGUGAGAUUGAGGAGGGCCCGAUUGGUUUUGAUCGACACACUGGGAAGUCCAAAGGGUAUGCUCUCUUUGUCUACAAGACGGCAGAGGGUGCCAUAAGGGCCCUCGAGGAGCCAAGAAAAGAUUUUGAGGGCCACCCGCUUCAUUGCCAACAGGCCACUGAUAGCAAGAAUAAGGCGGCACCCAGCCAGAAUACUGCUGCUCCGCCAAAUGUGGCUUCCAGCACAGGAGUUCUCAAUGGAUCUGGUUAUGCAAGCACCCCAUCAGAUAUGGGGUUACAACAAGCUGCAAUUUGGGGGCAAGGGCUUCUUGGCAUGGCUGGUGCACAAGCCUUUGGCCAGGGGAUUCAGCCUAAUGCUGCAAUGCUUGCGCUACUUGCAGCAGCUGGGCAAAAUCCAGCAUCUUUUGGAAUCACACCUGCCAUGCUUGCUUCCUUGAACCCUGCAUUUGCAGCUGCAUUUGGUGCGUCUGGUAACCAGCUAUCUGUACCUUCUACAGCUGUUCCUCAGGUGACGCAGGUUCCAAACUAUGGAAUGGGAGGUACUUCAUAUCAAGGGCCUCCGGGAUUUCAAGGAUCUACAGGGUUUCAAGGAGCUACUGGUUUUCAAAAUUCACCAAGUCUCCAAGGCCCAUCAGGUUUUCAUGGGAUUCAACAAGUUGCUCAACAAGGUGGAAGUAGCAGUUCUUACCAGGGUGUUCCUAUGUCCAGACCACCAACUGGACCAAUGGGUGGAUAUGGUCCAAUUUAGUUUCAUUCUGAGAUUGCGGAUAUUCAUGUUCUUUAAAGAUCGCAUGGCUUUUCAAUGUCUGUUGGCGCUGGAUACCAAGAAAGUCUUCCAAUGCAAUGGUUGUUUGAAAUAUGGAACUACUUUUGAUUUAUCGCUGUUAUGAUGUAUGGAUUUUGGUGACUGCAUUUUUUUUUUGUUUUGUUAUAUCUCCUUGGCUUUGACCAUAUGCCCUCGCUGAUGGUAUUUGGAAUUUAACUUUUACUAUUUGGCUUUGUCAAUCUUCUAGAUGUUCCAUUUGGAGCUUGAAGAGAAACUUAUAAUUUCUCAGAGAUGUGAUGGAUGUAGAUAUGCUAUCUUUGCUGAUUUGUUUUGAUCA
This is a messenger RNA of Zingiber officinale, 1894 nucleotides long. RefSeq names its product UBP1-associated protein 2B-like. The coding region runs from base 118 to 1539 and encodes 473 amino acids. Lineage: Eukaryota; Viridiplantae; Streptophyta; Magnoliopsida; Zingiberales; Zingiberaceae. Gene Ontology annotation, molecular function: RNA binding. The transcript is spliced from 2 exons. The record is from RefSeq and is a predicted model, not a curated record.